GACAUUCAAAAUGAUCCGUCGUCUUACUUCUCUCUACUGCGCUACUGUUGAAGUCUGAUAGGCUCGACAUACUCACCUCUCGGCUUUCGACCGGUCUGAGAAUCUCGGGUCAAAGAUCAUCCAAGCGUACACGGUAGAUACGGUACGAUGUCACGGGAUGACGAGCCGAGAUAUGUCUUUCCCGCAGAAGGCAGGUCCUGGAACGACAUUGAAUGGUUGAGAGUCUGGAACAACAACUCGCAAGUGCUUCCAACGGAAGAUCAAGCGUGGAAGUACUUUCUGGCUUUGGGCCAGGUCGAUGUCGAAUCGGACAACUGGAACAUACACGCCCAAUUCAACGACGAUCCGACGUUCACUUGGAACCGUAUGAAGCAGAUACUUCGGACUAUGCAGGGGAGACAAUAUCAUUUCUCCCUCGAGCAUAGUAAUCCUCCCAAUUAUUGGGUCUUACAAGAGAUAGAUCAACGGACGAUGGCCAUCUUGGAGAUUUGGACUAUGGUUGGCUGCCAGGUUCUGAAAUGCAAUACUAUUUACGACCUGAUACAAUCUAGACUUCUCAACGUCACGGAACACAUCUCGGCCUCAAUGCAGAUACUCGAAUCCGCCGCUCCGCUCCCAUCGAUCCGAGAGCUCGGAUUUUGGCAGUCCGCGCCAGUCCAAGUGCCAGGUCAGGACGAGCCGGUCCACCCGCCCGCUGGUGUCACUGCUGCUGCAUCUACGCAGGCCGCCCAAGACCCUUUGGCCGAGACGCCUAGGAGCUCCGGGAAGGCCAAAAAGAGCCAGUCGAAACGGCCCCCAGAUAUGGCGUUGACGUUCGCACUGCGGACGAUGCAACAGUCAUUGUCGGAGAUUAUAGGAAAGGAUGCGGUCAACGGUCAAAGUGUCAAGAGCAAGGAAGCUGAGCAGGCAGACCGGAUGAAAGCACAUGGAGCUGUGCCGAUGUCGGGCAAUGUGAGGGGUGCGAAACGGGGUCCGGACGAGACCGUCAAGGAUCCCGCAAAGCAGGCACGAUUCGCGAUGUGAUGGACAAUCAACGGGCGGUGAAGAGAGAUCCCGACAAAUAACGACAACCUUAACGACUUCACGCUGUGCAGCCAGAGCUGCUUGGCCAAAUCGACGCGCUCUAGACCGGUUCAAGCCGGGAUAUGAAUGAUUGUAUACAACGAUGCGAUAGAUGUCUAAUGUCCAUGCGCCUUGCGCGUCUAGAA
Filobasidium floriforme is the source of this 1208-nucleotide messenger RNA. RefSeq lists its product as uncharacterized. The record is from RefSeq and is a predicted model, not a curated record. Gene Ontology annotation, cellular component: mediator complex. Bases 148 to 1023 code for a protein of 291 amino acids. The transcript is spliced from 4 exons. Gene Ontology annotation, molecular function: transcription coregulator activity. NCBI's taxonomy places the organism in Eukaryota, Fungi, Basidiomycota, Tremellomycetes, Filobasidiales, Filobasidiaceae. Gene Ontology annotation, biological process: regulation of transcription by RNA polymerase II.